Molecule: messenger RNA, 2349 nt
Organism: Harpegnathos saltator (Jerdon's jumping ant)
Lineage: Eukaryota; Metazoa; Arthropoda; Insecta; Hymenoptera; Formicidae
Gene: Ykt6
Product: YKT6 v-SNARE homolog
Exons: 4
Coding region: 229-726 (165 amino acids)
Biological process (GO): endoplasmic reticulum to Golgi vesicle-mediated transport
Cellular component (GO): Golgi apparatus
Molecular function (GO): SNAP receptor activity
Source: RefSeq, a predicted model, not a curated record
GUGUCACAUUUAGCCAUAUGAUCCCGAUAUAUACAGCAGUCUAGGAGACAGCGUGAAGUCUGUGGAGAAGAUAGAAUGAUUUAUCAGUGAAUUAUCUGUGUUAUCAGAAGAAGGCGAGGAUAGCUUCUAAGAGAAGACAUAGAGAAAUUGCACGAACACGACAGAAUUUGUUUCUAUCACUAAAGACUUCACAAAUUGUAAAGAUAUAAAUACGGGGACAAGAUUAAAAUGGUGAAACUAUAUGCACUAACAAUUUUAUACAAGAAUCCUACAUCAGUGACACAACUGGCAGCUGCUUAUGAUGUAGAAUCAUUUCCAUUCUUUCAGAAGAACAGUAUUAAGGAAUUCAUGGGCUUUGUCAGUAAGACUAUUGUAGAAAGAACACAGACAAGCGCCAGGCAAAGUGUCAAGGAAGGAGAAUACAUGUGUCAUGUGUACGUACGUGCCGAUAAUUUAGCUGCAGUACUUAUCUCGGAUCAUGAAUAUCCCAGGAGAGUUGCUCAUACAUUGCUUUCAAAAGUAAUGGAUGACUUUGCAACGAAACACCUGCCAUCGACGUGGUCCACACUGAGGGAGGUCACAUCUGAUUUUCGGCAGAUUAAUACGUACCUAGCCAAGUAUCAGAAUCCGAUUGAGGCGGAUGCACUCACCAAGAUGCAGAAUGAUCUGGAUGAGACAAAAAUUAUUUUGAAUUCUGUGAUACAUUUUACCAGCACAAUACGUUAGAGGCGGCGCUCCAGAGGGGCGAAAAGUUGGACGAUCUGGUCGCCAAGUCGGAGGGACUCAGCAUUCAGUCGAAGGCGUUUUACAAAACCGCGCGGAAAACUAAUUCUUGCUGUAGUUUAGCCCCUUAGAACGUUAAUUCGUUUCUUUGCGCUUUACAGGCGCUCGGACGCUUCAAUAUUUUACGAUAAAUGUGGCUUUGUAAUCUAAACCGAAAUGUUAUUUAUGAUUCACGGGAAGGCCGAAAGAUCGUAAGAAAGAUAGAAGAGUUUAACGAACGAGAGAGAGACGUAAUAUAGCAUACGUCGCUUAAUCGAGCGUAUUAAGGUUUUCGGAGUCUCCUCAUUGCAAGUUAUAUUGAAUUAUAAGAUCAGAAAGGAGCGAUGGCAUGCGAGAAGAACUUUGUUUCGAUGUAUAAUGUGAAGAGAAGGAAGAUCGUGUAACUUCUCGCUUUUAGCUUCUAAGCGGGAGCCUUGUCUUCUUUUCAAUUCCCGAUGUAUUGAGGGGCAAAUAACAAACUGCCGAUUCCUCCAAACUAAGUGGAAUUUUUUAUAUGGAUGUUACGCGCCCGUGAAAUUCGUCUACUGCGAGAAACGGUCCUAAGUAAUUGCGUUUACACACGAGAGUGAUCUUCUUGCGAGAAGAUACGGAAUGUGAUGGAAUUUACGUAAGAUAAAAGAAAAUUCGAGUAUCGAACAAUGUCAAAUGUCGCCUUAAACACAUUCCGAAUGUAUGUGUACCCUUUUUACGUGUGAAAAGAAUGCGAUUGCAAUUGUGCCGAUGCAAUAUGAUAAGAUAAUUUAAAUAUUGUCGAUUGGACGAUCGAUAACUGUGUCUGCUCGAGUGAUUAGUUUCUAUUUCAUCUAGCAUGAUUAGUAUCAAGUAAUCAAAAAAUCUGGGUGAAUUUCACGAUGUGCAGUUGACCUUUUGUGUUUGAUAAACGAAUAACACUUUUGUAAUCACUCUAUAAUAAUUUUACAUUUGUAAUCUCGCAAUUUUGCUACUAUCGUUACAUUGAAAAGUCAUCCGUAUGUUGUAUGUAUAUGGGAGAAACAUUGCACAUAUAGUUCCAAAGAUAAGUUUGUUCAACUAAUUUAUCUGACAUAAUUGAAAGGCAAAAAGAGAAUUCUUAUCCUUAUUAUAUAGAUUACUGUAUACUAUUAGAGAGAUCAUAAAUAUAAAAAAAAAAGUGAAUAUUAUCGAUGUCUAUUACGUUACAUAUUACAUCAAAUUAAUCAAUAUAGACAAGCUUGUGAUUAUUUGUCGUCUGAAUUUCAACGUCGAAGACUUCGAUGAUGUGUCUUAAUGAUAAAAAAGAAAAAAAUGUUACACACGAGGAAGUUAAAGACUAUUACAUUUUCGGACAAAAGAGGAAAACUGGCCGAUGAAAAUUCGCGGAUGCGGAUCUUAGUAUACAGUAGAUAGAAAAGAUAUAAUUGAUAUCUAACAAUAUUUAACAAAUAACAAUAAGCUGAGAUCCACGUUUUAGGAUCCUAUCGAUCCGUUUGUUCUUUGCGAAAAAAAUGAUAUAUUCUGUGUAUAAUAUUUAAGUGACAAUUGUAAUCUUUGUAUUAUGUAUGUUGACAAAUGUCACGCGUGAGCCAGUAAAUAUAUUAAUAUAUUUUC